AUGAGGGCAAAUAGGUUCAUUACUAGAGUUCCGCUUCUAGUGCUGCUCUUCCUGAGCAGCUGUAGCUGCAAUAGCGUUCAGUUUAGCAACGGUAUCGACUCCGUGGAACUUGUAACGAAUCCUUGCCAGGAUGUGCGUAAAGGUGGUUUCAUUUGCGUUGACUGCGCAACUUUAGGAUUCUGCGCCAAUGUUGACGGACAGUGGCAAACCGUGAGCAUGACCGAGUGCGAUGCGGCACGUGGCUUCUUUUGCAAUGAUGAGGGAGCCAUUGGAUGUACGUGGCAACAGCAAUGCCAGGUGCCGGUUCGUGGCAAGUUCUACUGCCAGCUACCUGGCAUAUUUCCGGAUCCCUACGAUUGUCGCAGCUACCACGUGUGUGACGAGAGAAACGUGGAUACCCCUCAGCAGUGUACGAACGGGGCUGGCUAUUCCCUGCUCGCGCAAAGCUGCAGUUUGCCUCGGGAGAGUGAACAGUGCACGACGAAGCAGUACACCUGCAACAGUGUGGGCCAGACGGGUGCCUGGGCUGCUGAUCCCAGCUACUACUAUGUGUGUCAGAAGGAUUCACAGGGCAGUCAGGAUGUCUACUAUCCGCUGAUGCUGCAAUGUCAGUCGGGCUAUGUGUUUAAUAACCACAGCUGUGUCCCACAGACGUCUGGUGCUAAUUAUUUGCUGCCCAAGUCCAGGGAAACCCACAAAGUAAUCGCUCCGCCUCUGGUUCAUGCCGAAAAUCAGACACAAAGCUGCACGAAUGGCAUGCUCUAUCCGGCCAAUGACACAAAGGGAUACUACUAUUGCUCUAAGAACGAGCUUACAUAUCAGUCCUGCCCCGAAGGCAGUUACUAUGAUAACAGAUCCAUGCUCUGCCGCCAUGGAGCAUAUGACAGCGUCAAUGAUGCCAUCACGUGUGGCGAUGUCGGCUCCGAAACAGGCCCUUCUCUCUCUGUCUGCACUGGCUUCGGCAUGGUCCAGGACAUGACCAACUGUAGUCGCUAUUAUUCUUGCGAAGGUAAAAAUGCUGUCAUGCAGCACGGCACUUGUGCGACGGGUACGAUUUAUGAUCCUAGUUCAUAUAGUUGUAAGUCGGGAACUUGUUAA
Molecule: messenger RNA, 1098 nt
Organism: Scaptodrosophila lebanonensis
Lineage: Eukaryota; Metazoa; Arthropoda; Insecta; Diptera; Drosophilidae
Exons: 1
Coding region: 1-1098 (365 amino acids)
Cellular component (GO): extracellular region
Molecular function (GO): chitin binding
Source: RefSeq, a predicted model, not a curated record